Messenger RNA from Myxocyprinus asiaticus (Chinese sucker), 7228 nucleotides. Its product is annotated as ribosomal protein S6 kinase alpha-4-like. The record is from RefSeq and is a predicted model, not a curated record. Gene Ontology annotation, biological process: regulation of DNA-templated transcription; intracellular signal transduction; protein phosphorylation. NCBI's taxonomy places the organism in Eukaryota, Metazoa, Chordata, Actinopteri, Cypriniformes, Catostomidae. Gene Ontology annotation, molecular function: ATP binding; magnesium ion binding; protein serine/threonine kinase activity. Bases 817 to 3177 code for a protein of 786 amino acids. The transcript is spliced from 18 exons.
UGAAGUGAACCACAGUCCUUGCUACACUUUCUUCCAAGACAUUUAUCGUUCAAUUCAUUUCCUUUCCAUAACAAACGCAUUUUGUUUCUUCACGCGACUCAUUCAACUACAUCCGGAAAGAAGGAGAAAAGGACAGCGCUUAAAUUUCGCUCGUUCAGCUUUUGCCAACCAGCUGCCAGGGAGAUUUUUAACGGGAUCUGUCAUGGUUGAUAGUUAGCACGUAAGCUACGGGGGUAUAGCUCGCUGGCGGAUCGAUAUAUCGCUUUAUUGAAAGUGUGUUUCUGGUAAUGCAGCGGCGGCAGCUGCUCUAAUGCGAUUAACGCAAAUGUGACCGCAAGCGCGCGCAUGUCUGCGAUCUUCAUUGCAGUUGCAUACGAGCUCACGACAGUUGUGUCGAAGUUGUAAAUGCGGAAAUAACAGCCAUUUGUGGCCGACAUCAUAAUCAUUAAUUGCAGUUUAAGUGUUGAAAAUAACGCGCAUUGUUUCGGAAAGAUAUAUAAAAGUAUAUCGCUGUGCGCGCGCGCCACUAUAUAAAAAGUGAAGAUUGAAAUUUAGGUCGUGCAUGAAGAUUAGUGACCACAGCAGGAUGUCACAGGGAUUUGUGAGCUGAGAUGCAUAACAAAAACAAAAACAAAAACAUGUCAUCCUCCCUGUCAUAAUAACCCAUUUUGAAAGUUCGCUAUAGAAUUGUACAGACAUUUACAGCGCUUAAUAUUACGUCGUUUGGUUUUAUUAGUCUAAAUGGUUGUGCAUUGGCAAAGCAAUCUGUCAAAGUCACUUUACUGAUCAAAUACACUAUAAAUCAGUCACAUCAUCAUGUCAGGGGACAGUAGUGGUAGUGGUGAGGACUCGGACCGGGAAACCCACCGUAAAGUGUGCACUGUUAAACAUGAGAUCACUAAUGCAAACCUCACAGGACACACUGAGAAAGUUGGCAUGGAGAACUUUGAACUUCUCAAAGUGCUUGGCACUGGAGCUUACGGGAAAGUUUUCCUGGUCCGGAAAAUCAGUGGUCAUGAUAAAGGCAAACUGUAUGCCAUGAAGGUUCUGAAGAAAGCAGCCAUAGUUCAGAAAGCAAAGACGGCCGAACACACUCGGACAGAGCGGCAGGUACUGGAACACAUCCGCCAGUCACCCUUUCUCGUCACCCUCCAUUAUGCCUUCCAGACCCAAACCAAACUGCACCUUAUACUGGACUAUGUGAGUGGAGGAGAGAUGUUCACUCACCUGUACCAGAGAGAUCAUUUCUCAGAAGAUGAGGUGAGGAUCUACGUGGGAGAGAUCAUACUGGCCCUGGAGCACCUGCACAAGCUAGGCAUUGUGUACCGGGACAUUAAACUGGAGAAUAUCUUAUUGGACAGUGAUGGUCAUGUGGUCCUGACAGACUUUGGGCUGAGUAAGGAGUUUCUGGAGGAAGAGAAGGAGAGAACAUACUCAUUCUGUGGCACUAUAGAGUACAUGGCACCAGAGAUUAUCAGAGGGAAAGCUGGCCAUGGCAAGACGGUGGAUUGGUGGAGUUUGGGGAUUCUGAUGUUUGAGCUGUUGACGGGAGCGUCUCCGUUUACUUUAGAGGGAGAGAGGAAUUCCCAGAGCGAAGUGUCCAAACGUAUCCUGCGCUGUGAGCCUCCAUUCCCCUCUAUAAUUGGACCUUUGGCGCAGGACCUCUUGAGAAAAUUACUGGUGAAGGACCCUCAUAAGAGACUGGGGUCUGGCCCUCGAGGGGCAGAGGACAUCAAGAGUCAUCCAUUCUUCAAGGGUUUAAACUGGUCUGAUUUGGCUGAGAAAAAAGUUGCGAGUCCAUUCCGUCCAGAACUCCGAAAUGAAUUGGAUGUGGGAAACUUUGCAGAAGAGUUUACAGGGAUGGAGCCAGUCUAUUCCCCUGCCAGCACACCACCUAGUACAGACCGUCUAUUUCAGGGCUACUCUUUCGUGGCUCCUUCUAUCUUGUUCAACAAGAACGUGGUAAUGGGGGAUGUCCUGGAUGCUCACGCGAAUGUUGACAGGCCCGGUUCUGCUACAGUCCAUCGUAGUGCUAUGCUAAAGGAGUCUCAGUUUUUCCUGCACUAUGAGCUGUGCCUGCUGGGGGCACCACUUGGUGAGGGCAGUUUCUCUGUCUGUAGGAAGUGCAGACACAGGCAGAGUGGGCAGGAAUAUGCUGUAAAAAUUGUCAGCCGAAGGAUGGAGGCCAUGACUCAGAAAGAGGUGGCAGCAUUAAGACAGUGUGAAUCUCACCCGAACAUUGUCACACUCCAUGAGGUCUAUACUGAUCAGUAUCACACAUAUCUGGUCAUGGAGCUGUUGCGUGGCGGUGAGCUGUUGGAGCGGAUCAGGAAGAAGAAGAUGUUUGCUGAAUGGGAGGCCAGUCAGCUAAUGAAGAGUCUGGUGUCUGCGGUCAGCUACAUGCAUGAGGCUGGAGUAGUACACCGAGACCUCAAACCAGAGAAUGUGCUGUUUGCCGAUGAAUCAGAUGACUCAGUGUUGAAGGUGAUUGAUUUUGGUUUUGCGCGGUUGUUUCCAGCGGGUAGCGGCAGUGCUCCUCUGCAGACUCCCUGUUUCACCCUGCAGUACGCUGCGCCCGAGCUCUUCCACAGCUCUGGAUACGACCAGGCGUGUGACCUUUGGAGCCUGGGGGUCAUCUUGUACACCAUGCUCUCUGGACAAGUUCCAUUCCAGAGUGAUAAAAAAGGAAUGACAUCAUCACACGCUGCUGACAUCAUGCAUAAAAUCAAAGAGGGAGACUUCUCAUUGGAAGGAGAAGGCUGGAGGGGUGUGUCUGAAGAGGCCAAAGAUCUAGUGAGAGGCUUGUUAACUGUAAACCCUGAGCGAAGGCUGAAGCUCUCUGCUCUGAAAGAGAAUGCCUGGCUUCAAGGAGGGGGUGUCAUGUCCUCCACGCCCCUCUGCACACCUGAUGUUCUGGAGUCCUGUGGCCCGACCGUCCGAACCUAUGUCAAUGCCACCUACAAGGCAUUUAACAGGGGAAAGCGUGAGGGUUUUUUCCUUAAAAGCGUCGACAAUGCUCCGCUAGCAAAACGGCGGAAAUUGAAAAUGACCAGCACUGGCGUGGAAACCCGCCGCAGCUCCUCCUCCUCUUCAUCUUCCUCCUCUUCCUCAUCUGCUUCCCAUUCCAAGAUGCAGAAUUGCCAAUCUAUGGCUCCCCACGAAGAACCCAAAUUGUGACAUUUCACCUCUAAAUGAUAAGAUGCGUUGAUGUGGUGAGAAAAUGUAACGCAAAAGCAUUUUGCAGCAUGAAAAGACUUUCACCUUGAAAUAGCAGAUUAAGGCAACAAAUUCAACAUUACAAAAGAGAUUGAACUUUCAUCUCGAAGUGUGCAGCUGGCAAGAUCAACAGUUUGUCAUUGGAUAUUUAAUCAAAGAAGAGAAAUGGUGUUUUUUUUAAAGAUGGUGGCUUUCUAAAAAACACGAUGCCAAGGACAUGAUCCACUUUAGAAAAGAGACUCGGAUGGCAUUCCUUGUACAAUAUUUUGGGACGCUGUUUUGGUUUACUCACAUUUUGAGACAUUUUAAUGAAUGUAACUAUGGUGGGUAUCCACAUGGAUUUGAAAAGAUAUUUAAACCGAGUUUAAGAUUGAAACACAUGGAACUGGGAUCGGGGAAGGGUGUAAUAUUAAGGAAAAAAUUAGUGGUAAAGAAAGUCGUAAGAGAGCAAAGCCAUAUGCGAGAAUUAGAGUGAACUUCUAUUUAAAUGUAUCUUAAAGUUUUAUCGAUCCACUGAGCAAAGCUUUAUGUGAAUCAUGUAUAGGCUAUUUACAGUCAUGUUACUACUUUCAGAAGUUUUCUCAAUGUGUGCAUGGUUGUAGUAUUUUAAAUAUUUAGCAUUUUAAAAAACUGGCCUAUGAAGUCAGACCACACAUGUUUGCCUUCACUAAUCCGCCAAUUACAAUGUGGGGCUUUGGACAAGGAUACUGCCUCCUAUCCACAGUUUUGGUCUCGAUCUUUAUGCCCUGUAUUUUUAUCUUUAGUUGUCGUGUGAAGUACAUAGAGAUGACUUUAUAUGCUGUCACUUACUUGACUGAUUUCAAAAGGUAUAGAACCUUGUGAACCGGCCGAGUUUGCCGCCACCUUUAUCAGACUUGUAUCUGUGUACUUGAAAUGCUGCGUAUGCUUCUUAAAGGCAUAGUUUGCCCUAACAUGAAAGUUCUGUCAUCUUCUACUCACCUUCAUGUUGUUCCAAACCUGUGUGACUUACUUUCUUCUGUGAAACACAAAAUUAGAUAUUUUGAAGUAUGUUGAAGCUGCUCUUUUCCAUACAAUGAAAGCAGACAGUGACCACUGGCUGUUAAGCUCAAGAAGGCACCAUAAAAGUAGUAUGACUUUGUGAGGAACAGACAUAAUUUAAGAUGUUAUUCACUGAAAAGUAAUGUGCUAGUUCUAUUUCAUGCCUCCUAAAUGGCUUUUUUUCUUUCUUUUUUUUAAUCUGUCAAAAUGACCAACAGCAGUUUAUCUGUCAAUGUUUAAAAAAUGUGUUAACGCACAGAAUCUGUUCUGCUGCAGACAUGGAGAGAAUAGUGAUCAUACUGUGUAAAUUAGCACAAUAAUUAUUCAAAAUCACCUGCAUUUAUAACUAUAGUAUGUAAAAAAGGUUUCCAGUAUCCAGUGAAAGGCUAAAUAAAAUAAAAAAAAAUGUGUGAUAGAGUCAAUUAGAAUCUAAGCAUGUUCAACUAAAAAAAGAGAAGCCUCAUUUUUUCCUUGGUUGAGUAGAUAAAUAGAUAAUUAAUCAUUUAAAAUAAUUUUAUUUCUCAAUAAAGUUUUCAUUGUAAUGGACAUGACAGGUCAUCCAUUAUUUUUAACAUCGCUUAAAAUGGAAAAGGAAACUUGCGUUAUUUUUAAGUUAAAGUUUUUUAUUCACUUUCCAUAAAAAUGAUAUAUAUCGUUGUUGAUAAAAAAAUUCAACAAAAUUGCAGUAUUAGUUUUUGCUUAUAUUGCCAACCCCUACUUUACUAUACAACACUAUACUGAUCGACCGAUAAGGGGUUUUUUAAUGGCCGAUGCCGAUAUCUAGAAAGUAGUUCUGAUAUAUCUGAUAUCACACAAUAUGAUAUAAUAGUAAAUAAUACAUAAAAUUGCUAACAAAAAUUUUGUUUACUUUUGUUUAGCAUUAUAUUUACUCAAUUUCACACAAAAACGUUAACUUUGUAAAAAUAGAAAUAAAAAACAUGUAACAAAAUAUAUUUUUUGCAGUUACAUGUUGAAGAUGGCUCCUAUACAUGCAAGCUGGCAAUUCUCUGCCAUCACGGCUUCCAAAACUUAUCAGACAAAUGCGGAAAAUUUAGCGGCCAAUGCAGAUAAUUUAAAAAUACCAAAUAUUGGCCCAUAUAUAUUGGCCUCGUGAUGUAUUAGUCGUCCACUGCUGUACUAUACUGUACUAUAUUUAAAAAAUAUAUGUAUAUAUUUAAGCCAAUUUUUAUAUUUAUACAUAGAAAUUCAAUAAAUUUCCAUCAUAUUGAAUUAUGCAAUAUUUAACUAAAUUAAAUUAAUAGACUUUAAUAUAUAAAAGUUGUAUUACUUUAAUUUUGUUCAAGAUUACUCAAUUCAAUUUGAUGGAUAUUUUUUUGUGUGUAUGCUAUAUAGCACAAGUUGUGUGAACUACUUGUGUGGUGUUUGUCUUUUUUGGAGCUCGACAGCCUCUGUGCACUCUGUAUUCCGCUGAAUAUCUUUGUUUCUGUUCUACAAAUGAAAAGAGGUCAUAUGGGUUUGGAACACAUGAGGGUGUGUAACCGAUGACAGAAUGAACUUUUUUUUUUUUUUUUUUACUAUUCAUUUAUUCGCCUGUACACUCUUGUCUCUUCUACUUAUCUGAGCGAUCCAAACAUCCACUGCCUGUUUAACUCUACUACCCACUGUAAGGGCUGAGGUUCACAAUACAGCAAUCAAUCCCUCCGAUUCUCAAGGGCUUUCACAAUCAGUCCAUGCUGUAAGCGAGCGACCCUCUUGCACUGUGACAAGAGUGAGAGAAGAAACACAUCUUUAGUUUUGCAGAAUUUUAUAACUUGUUGUUUAAUGUACUGUACAAGCAUUCAGACGUUUUUGCAUUGAGUCUUUAUGCUGUAUGCGCUUUGUAAAUCAACCAAUGAACACCUGGGAUUCAGAGCACGCGAGCGGUUUUAUGAAGAAGCGAGCAGGUGUCGGGUCGCAGUUAAACACCUUCAACAUUGUUUAAUAAACUGCACUUUCCUUUUAAGAGGUGUGAGGCUGGCAGGUAUGAACAAUUUAAUGGUCAAACCGAUUGUUUGGCGCUGUUUUUAUUAAACUAAUAUAUUCAUCAGUUUUCUGUGCCAAAAUAAUCAGUUAAAUGGGGGAUAAUAUAGUCUGUCUGAUUAAAUAUAUGUUUUUAGCAGUCCUUGCACACGACACUAGUCUUUACAUGACUUUGUUGUGCACAAGUGAUGCUUCUAUCAGAUUUUCAUUGAUGGAAACAGUUUGUGGAAAGACUGAAACAAAUUCUGCACAUUCGGGUCCAUGUCUUUUGAUUUAGUAUGAUUUACUCCAAGGGGCUCUGAGGUGUAAUUUUGCUCAGCAUUUGUAAUCAAAGUAUCUUUCAGAUGUGAUCAGCACAAUUAUGCCAUGCGAUUAAAAUUAAUUGGAGUUUAGGGCUAUUAAGGGAUGACCUAAUGAACACACUGAUUUUACACUAUUAUUUUAUGUUUAUGUGAAUGUAAAAUCCUUUUUAAUUACAUCUGUCGCACAAGUUUUGUCACGUCAGUGUGUUCUUGGCUUUAACAACUGUAAUAACUUUUUAUUUAUUACUUUUUCUUACUCUUUAUAUCUUUAUGUUUGGAAUAGUGAUUAUUCCACAGUGUUAUGGAUUUUUGCUUCUUUUAGUUUAGUGUUUGACUUCUUUUUUUUUUUUUUUUUUUAUGUGGCAAAUGAAUUUGUCAGUAGGAACAAGUUGUCUUUAUUAAGAUCAUGUGCACUGCAUCACAAAUUAUGUUGUGUGGAAGUUAUAGAAAUGUACAUUUUUGAUUUCGGAAUGUUUUAAUAGAUAUGAUUUUAAGUCUAAGGGUGAGCUCACUGUCUCUUUUUAAUGGUUUUAGUUUCAGUUUGGACUUUCUGUGUAUGUUAUGUUAUUGUUAGGGUUCUGAUUUGCAUGUUUUGAUGUUUUUAUUUUUUAAAAACUUUUCUUGAUAACUUGAGUGUUGUCUCUGCCAAAAAAAGUUUUGUAAGAUAAAAAAGAAUCUUGGAGCAAAAUAAAAUACACGGUUAUAAGAAG